Molecule: messenger RNA, 2358 nt
Organism: Lichtheimia ornata
Lineage: Eukaryota; Fungi; Mucoromycota; Mucoromycetes; Mucorales; Lichtheimiaceae
Exons: 1
Coding region: 1-2358 (785 amino acids)
Source: RefSeq, a predicted model, not a curated record
AUGACUGAUAUCCUUAGUAGACCCAAAAUACCUCCUCCUCCUUUACCUCCACCGCAUACAUCAUCAUCUUACAACGAAGACACCGACGGUUCUGAAGCCGAUACUGCUUUAAACACCCCUACAAGUUGGACUACGGACCAUAGCAAUCGUUGGUCACUCGCUUCGGCCAUGUCAACAGCCUUCUCUCGCCAUAGCUUUAUCCAUCACAAGAAGAAACGCAGCAAUGAUAUCCAUCAUCAAUCUACAACAACAUCAUCAUCACCACCUACUUUACCCCCACGUCCCGUUUCCACAUAUCAUAUCCCUUCUUCUUCUACCUCCAUUUCUCACAAAUCAUCAUCCCCACCACUACCAUCAUACACGUAUCGAGCAAGUUGGGCACCAAGAACAUUAUCAUCAGCAGCUUCGGAUGGGUCAUUGAAAUUAGCUCUUGAUGAUGAUCAUCAUCACAGCAACAACAACAACAACGGCUACUUGUCAGUGAAUGCAGCAGCCACCACAACAGCACCUCCGCCAUUACCCAAACACGAUGGUCGACCGCCCACACCACCACGACAUCAUGAUGAUCAUCCACCUCCUCACCAUCACCACGAUUCUUAUUUACAUGUUGUUGAGGAUCCAUUUGAAGGUGCAUCAUGGUCAGGCUCGGACUUGCGACAAUUAUUACACGAAGACAACCAUGAUUAUCAUAACAGCCGCAGUAGCUUUUUAUUACAACAUCCCAAUGGCAGCAGUGUUAGUAAUAUCAGCAGCACCAACAGCAGCAGUGGAACCACCAAUAGUCCAAUUACACAUUCAACCGAGUCGACUCGUAGCAGCAGUAGUAGUAAGCGUGCUUGUGAUCAUGAGAUGGUGCGUGUGGCAAAGUUAUUAUCGGCUGUAUACGAGUUUGAAAACAGGCCACAGAUGCAUCAGGAGCCACAACAAGUGCAGGAUUUUUGUGGCCAUCUCAGACAGCUUCUUGAGGAUUGGGCUGAGCAACCAACAACGGCAGUGGGUAGCAUGGCUGCACGUCGACUCAAACGAGACAACCACAACGUGGCCACCAGAACAAAUAUGGCAGCAAAUGCUGCUACUGUCGGCGGCACAUUGUUGUACUACAAUGUCCGACAUGCUCAUUAUUAUCGACGACGAAGAUUACGACGACAGCAAACUUCCAUUCUACGUCAACGUGUACGGCAACGACGUCAACAACGAGUGAAUCACCAUGACAACGAUGAUGAUGAUGAUAAAAAUGAGGAUGAUGGACAUCAUGAACAAGUGGCUCAAUUGCAACAACGAGUGGAUAAAGCUGAAGCUGAGACCCGUGCUGCUCAACAAGCAACUCGACUUGUUCAAGCUGAUAUGCAUGAAAAGAUACAACAAUCUCAAGCAACAUUACGUAUUCAAAUGGCCUAUCUUGAACAAGCAUUGGCAACGGUGCAACGUGAUCGUGAUACGAUUGAGCAACGUACUUUGGAUCAAAUGCGACAACAACAAUAUCAUGCUAUUGAUGAUCCAUCAACAACGCCAUCAAAUGAUACGGAUGGUUUACGACUCCAAGUGAUUGAAUUGGAAAGCCGUUGCAAUCGCAUACAAAAGAAUCAUGAUCAAGAACGACUUCGAUUACAACGUGCAGUGGAUAAUGCAACCGAUCGCCAAACACAAGCCGAGUAUGCUGUGCAAGGAUUAAAGACAAGUCUCAGUGCUGCUGAAAAAACGGUCGCUGAACUCGAGCUCAAACUGGAAGUAGCCAAAUCGAUGGCCAAGAAGCAACAAGAAGAGCAACAAGCCAAGAUGAUGGAGGCUGAUCAUACAUCGUGUCGUCAAAAUGAAAUGAAUUUGCAACGUGAGAUUGCUGCUCAGCAAGCUGAAGUGAGCCGACUUGAACGAUCCCUGCAGCAAUUAUCAGAACAACAUCAACGUGAAAUAGCCGCUCAAAGGACUGAAAUCGCCCAUCUUCAGCAAUCACUUCAGCAAUUAUCUGAACAACAACAACGUGAACGUGGUGCUUGGGAACAAAAAUUACGUGAAGAAUUCUCAGCCUUGUAUUAUCAUGAAAAAGAAGCAUACAAGGUGCAAGUCUCUCGUGAGAUGCGUAUGUUGGCCAACAAGGUUGCGGAACAAGAGGCUGAUCUCGAGAGUAUGGAACGUCGACAGCAACAAGAUGCCAAGGCCGUUGCUACAGCUGAAUCCAUGCGACGUGCUAUUGAAGCAAGAUGCAACGAGAAACGGGUUGCAUGGGAAGACGAGGAAAAGAAACUCAGGAUGACCAUUGUUGGAUUGGAACAAAAAGUAUCUCGACUUGAACAAGAUGCCUUGCAGCUCUAUAGCAGGAAUCUCAAAUUGGCACAUCAACUCGGGCAGUGCGCACCGUGA